AUGGCGGUUUAUUUGACUCCGCGGUUCCGGAGGCUGCGGAGUCAGAGCGAGCUCGAGCCGCGGCGGCGGCGAGAUUGUGAUGGUCCUUUUCAAGCAACUCAGCUGUGGAACAGUAUUAUUCACGCUCUUCACAGUCAGGUGGAAAUCAAAAGACGCAGACAACAUCUGAAAACCUAUAAAAACUGUUUCACCGGCUCAAAUGCGGUUGAUGUGGUACUGGCCCAUCUUAUGCAAAGCAUGUACCUGAGCUGUAAUGAUGUUUCUCGGCAGAAGGGAGUCCGUGUGUGCCAAGCGUUGAUGGAUCACAAGGUGUUUGAGCCAGUUGGAGCAAAGCUUUACUUAUUCAGGAAUGAGAAAGAAACAGAGUUUGAAGACACAAACACUAGUCUCUAUAAAUUUGUAAAUAACGAUCUUACUCCUCUUCUUCCAAGAAAGAAUGAAGACAAUGAGAGUUUGUCUCCUGAGCAAAUCUGCAAACAGAAGAUAAAAAGGCGUUCCAACAGAACAAAGUGUGAAACAACACUUUCUAACCCCUUAGCAUUAGAAGCAGCCAAUAAAAAGAGGGUAGAGGAGCUUCUUCAGUCAAUAAAUGUUCACACAUCUUUACCUCCAAAGAUCGUGGUUAAUGAACCAGCUCAUCUGCUUUCAAAAAGAGUAAUAGAUGAUGUCUGGAAACAACAAACUCUGCUACGACUGCUGCAGUUAAUUGAUGUUCCACUUCUAGAAGAUAUCUUGGUGUCUUCAGUGAAGACAAAACCAGACUGUUUUGGCAAAGAAGAAGACCUGAUUAUCUCAAAUACUUUCCUGGACAGAGAGGUUACAUGUAGCUUGAACUUGCCUGAACUUGACAAAUGGCUCUAUGCUGCAGUUGAAUGCUUGGAGUAUUUCCCAGACCAGUUCAUAGUGAUGGUUAGUCAGCAGCUACCUCAAAGCACUAACAAACUGAACAGUCUGAAUACAUACAAGAAGAUUCUUUUUGACACUAUAAUAAAGUAUUAUAGUCAAAAGAAGGACUCCCUUCUUGCCACUCAGGAUCUCAAUAUUCAUUCAGGAAUUAUAGAACUUAUAGAAAAAGGAAAAACAGAUCAAGCUCUAGAGGCAUCACAGCUUUAUUUAAAAUUAUUAGCACCAAAUAUACGAGAAGAACUACAUAGGCUCCUGACAUUCAUAGCCAUUGCAUCUGAAUCAGAGGGCUACAAAUUACAAAAACAAUUUGAUAACAGAUCGGUGAUUGUAAAGACUUGCACAAAGUUCAUCUUGCAGAAUCAGACGUUGUCAAAACCACAAGCAGAACUGCUGACUCAGUUUCUGAUGGACAAUCACUCCGAGCUUUUCAAGACUCCUUUAACUCUUCUGGAACUAACUAGUAGGAGGCUUGAGAAUUUGCUGGAAGGAAAAGAUCCAGAUAUCGAUUCAGGCUUCACCUUCUGUCAGCGUGUAACAACUAAAGAAUAUGAAGAUCAAAAACAACAAACAAGUCAAUAUCUUCUUGCAUUGGUUCAAGAGAUAGACAAUGACUCCACUAUUCCUUUGAAGCAGAAGAAGAAAUUAAUUAAAGAAUUCCGAAAACACCAUUCUCUCAUCUAUUGUGGUGGUUGUAAAACUACAUGUGAAGUUUGUACUCUAAAUGGUUAGAUGUCAAUACAGCCAUUUUUAUUUUUUUUAAAGGGGGAUGCAUAAGAAAAUUGUUCGUGAUACAAACCAUCUUACAUCUUCAGUUACAGGGAAGUAUCAAAAUUACUAUGCUGCUUAAAAGCAUUAAUUGUAAUUUAUGUCUCUUCUCAGAAAAUAUACUUAAUAACUUUUAAAUUAGUAAUAAUGGCACACUGCUUGUGCUGCUUUGAGUUUGGGGAUUGGCACUUUUUUUCCUUGUGUCCUACAACCCUGUGGCUUUCUAGCUGAGCCACGUCUGCAUUCGGAAACAUGCUGGUGUUCAUAACCAGUAAGAUUUUUAAUCUUUUCUAUCUGUAGUUCCUAAUUUAGCUGUAAUUUAAUCUUAAACUGUAGAUUAUGACUCCUGUGAGUAUUGUAAAGGUGUACAAACUAUGUCAAAAACGUUAGGAGCAGGUCAGUGGGUUUUGAAUCUGUGGCAGGCAUGAUUAAUUAGGCUGAGGAGCUGUCUGUGCUUGCAGUCAGUAAUUACACCCUCUUGCUCCUUCCCCACUCUUGCAGACCGAGUGAGCUGCUGCUAAUCUGAUAAUUAUGCAAAAGCAACUAAAAAAAUAAAUUUUGAAAAAACUUGAAGAAUGAUAAGCCUGUUUUAGAUCUCUCAGUGUAGUUAAGUAAUUUAUUUUAACAUGAGGAUACUUUGAUAGUGUCCAGGUGUUUGUUAUAAAUGCUUUGAUACUGUUUAUAUAUCCAUAGGGCAGAGCUAGAAAGCAUGUUGGCCUGUCUUCACACAUUGCUGGUUACCUGUACAUUGACAAGGAAAUGUGGAUUCAAAUCAUUAAAUGAAUAUGUAAUAGAAUGUUAUAGGGCUUAAAUUACUUCCAUUUUCAUGACAGCUUUUUGAUUGUGUAUUGGACAUAGAAAAACAGAGUUGAGAUUGGAAGGGACCUCUGGUCUAGUCCCACCACCCAGCUCACAGUGGAGUCAAUUAAUGCAGGCUGCUCAGGGUCUUUUCCAGUUGAGUUUAGAAUAUCUCCAGGGUUGGAGAUGCCACAACCUGUCAGGUGAGUCUGGUCUAGAUUUUGAUCAGCCUCACAGUGUUUUAAAAAAAAAAACAACCAACCCAACAAAACAAACCCCAAACCAACAAACAAAAAAGAACCAAAAGAGACAAACAAAAACAAAGCCCACCUUAUGUUUAGGUAGAAUUUCUUGUGUUUCUUGCCUCCUGUCCUUUCACUGGGCAGUGUCUGGCUCUGUUGUCUUUACUGUCAAGCCUUCUCAAAGCUAAACGAUCACAGUUUUCAGCCUCUUCCUUGCAUGAGAGAUGCUCCAAUCCAUUAUCAUUUCCCUUUGCUGGACUAGCUCUGCUCUGACCAUGAUUUUUUUUUAUUAUUGUGAAUUAUGCUUCUUCAGGUAUCUACAUCCUCAACUGCUCUUAAAACGUGUGGUCAAAGUUACCAGGAUACCAAAGUUUUCUGAAAGCAAGCAUUGCUUUCUUUUCUUCUAUAAAUUGAAAUGUUUCACUGUUGGAUAGAACCAACUAUGUGUACAGGUAAUAGGUUGUGUUAACUUGCAUAUUUCAAGUGGCCUUAUUUAAACAACCUGGCCCUAUUAGAAGUCAGGGAAUGUAGUUGAAAUAUGUCCAUGUGUCCCUGUUUCUGCAGUUGUUAUUUAACACUGACCGUCUAGUGUAAAAUAACUAAUUUUUGCAGGAGGGGAAGAAAGACCAAGUUUCACUUUUCAGAGGUGAUUUCCCUGAUUACUAGACUACAGGGGCACAUAUUCUUUCUCUAGCCCUGUGUUGGGGUCUUGGUCAUUCUCCCGGAAAAGGGAGCAUGUACAGAAGUAGGAUAUUGAGAACUAUAAACAGGAAAGUAUUUCCUGGUGUUGAGUAGUGGGAGAAGGGAAUUUUAGUUUGGUGUGUUUUUUUCUUUCUCUCUUCAGUCCCUUCACUGGCUCUCACUCAAAAUCUGAAGCUGGUAAUAGGGAGGGGUGACAACACAGUAAUUUGUAGGCUAGACGAACUGGGAAUUGUUUGGGGAAAAACAAUUUUUUUAAAUAAAUCCUUGCACUUUGUGACUUGAUUAUAAUAUUCUUGUGCUAAU
Molecule: messenger RNA, 3716 nt
Organism: Calidris pugnax (ruff)
Lineage: Eukaryota; Metazoa; Chordata; Aves; Charadriiformes; Scolopacidae
Gene: DEPDC4
Product: DEP domain containing 4
Exons: 9
Coding region: 1-1635 (544 amino acids)
Biological process (GO): intracellular signal transduction
Source: RefSeq, a predicted model, not a curated record